Messenger RNA from Rhagoletis pomonella (apple maggot), 1341 nucleotides. It is a transcript of the gene Atg8a, whose product is annotated as gamma-aminobutyric acid receptor-associated protein. Gene Ontology annotation, molecular function: GABA receptor binding; ubiquitin protein ligase binding. The record is from RefSeq and is a predicted model, not a curated record. Gene Ontology annotation, biological process: autophagosome assembly; cellular response to nitrogen starvation; autophagy of mitochondrion. Lineage: Eukaryota; Metazoa; Arthropoda; Insecta; Diptera; Tephritidae. Gene Ontology annotation, cellular component: autophagosome membrane; autophagosome; cytosol.
UUUCGGGGGACGACAUUUUGUAUUGAAAAGUCAACGAGUAAAGAGCAAAUAACAAAUACGAGCUAGCAGGAAGUUGUGAAAAAAAAUCAAGUGGAAUUAGAAAAGAAAAUCAAUUUAUUUUAUUGAAUUCAUCCGAAAAAAACCUGAAAAAUGAAGUUCCAAUACAAGGAGGAUCAUCCCUUUGAGAAGAGACGUGCUGAGGGUGACAAAAUACGCAGAAAGUACCCAGACCGAGUACCAGUUAUUGUGGAGAAGGCGCCCAAAGCACGCAUUGGCGAUUUGGAUAAAAAGAAAUAUUUGGUACCAUCUGACUUAACAGUUGGCCAAUUCUAUUUUUUGAUUCGUAAGCGUAUACAUUUGCGCCCGGAAGACGCACUCUUCUUUUUUGUCAACAAUGUAAUUCCACCAACAUCGGCAACAAUGGGAUCUCUUUAUCAGGAACAUCAUGAGGAGGACUAUUUCCUGUACAUCGCCUAUUCCGAUGAAAAUGUUUAUGGCAAAAAUUAGGGCGCAUUUACCUAUGGGAGGACGGACAAGUUGGCAGAGCAGCAUAUGUGAAGAGAUUACUGUAUUGCAAAGGAAAACAAAAAGAAACAUUUGAAAAUUUUAUGUGGAUACACAUAUGCUAUAAUGAUUUAAAUACUUUGGGGUGUAUGAAGAAAAUUUUAGUUUAGAUAACUCGAUGGAAAAAUCAGAAUUGAUGAAAUUCUCUUCAGCAAGAUAUGCGACAGAAAAUUUAAUAAAUUUCAAAUAUGAAUACAACAAAGUAUAAUAAAAUCAAUAUAAUAUGCUAUAUGUAUAUAAAUAUAUAUUCAAUAAAUAUAUAUUAUAUAUAUGUACUAAUUUACGAAUGUAGCUCUAAAUAUUAGUUAUAAAUGUUUUAAGCCGAUUAAAUUUACAUUUUAUGCGGCAUCUUUUGUCUACACUAUCAUUGAUUUAGCCUUUUCUGUUUUAAUUGGAAAAUUAAUUUUUAAACUCGAAAUUCCACCUUUUCUUGUGUAAAACAUUGUUGAAUUGAAUCGGCCUUAUCGGGAACUCCGUGUGAACAAUUUUCCCCAAAAAUUAUAAAAUAAAACAAGAACAACUUUUCCCAAUUUGUUUUUGUUUUGCUUGUAAAAUCUUGUGAAAAAUUUAUUUACAUGGAAUUGGCGAUAGAGCUGAAUGUUUUUUCUUAAUCUCUUGCACGUACAUAUAAGUUCGUUUCUAUUUUGGUAUUUUGGCUUUUUUAAGCCGAUGUAAUGGUUUUUUAUUUUUAGAGUUGAUGUUUUGUUUUACAAACGUAGUUAAGGUUUUGAGUUUCGAAAUAAAGCAAAUUCGUGGCUUACGAUAUUCUUAAAAUAA